This is a messenger RNA of Lactuca saligna, 858 nucleotides long. The record is from the annotation of a GenBank genome assembly. NCBI's taxonomy places the organism in Eukaryota, Viridiplantae, Streptophyta, Magnoliopsida, Asterales, Asteraceae.
AUGAGCCUAUCCAAAAUGAAGACAUUGCAACAACUUCACAACCUGAGGUUUCGCAGCCAAUUUCCACGAAUCCUGAGGAAUGAAAGUGAUGACGAAGCUCCCGUCACGAGAGGGAAACUCAAGGCAAUACACGAAAAAGUGGAUUCACUGCUUCAUGCUUCGAAGUCAUCAUCCACUGAUGAUUAUUCUCAAGCAACAGUCAAGUAUCUUCUUGAGACUCUUACGCAAGAGCACUCCACCAACCUUGAAAAGAUGAACAAGGUGAUAAAUGCUUCUGCCAAUGUUUGCAACAACAUGACCAAAAAAGUUGAUAAACUAAUUACUGAUGCAACGGUAUUCAUGGAGAAGUUCCAAAGCUCCUUUGAGUCCAACACUACAAAGGCUAACGAAAUCAUUUCUAGCCUGGGCUCAACCCUUAAAACUAAGAAGUCGAAACUUCAAGAGGUUGUCACUGGUAUUAAAUCUGACCAUGCCAAGUCCCAGUCAUCCAUCUCCUCGCAAAUAUCUAAGCUUCAAGAUGAUCUCACAAUGGAGAACAAAAUUAUGGAUGCUCUUGCUGUCAAGACUGAAAUGGCAUCUACGAAAAGCGAUAUUGCAGAUGUUACUGGCAUGCUUUCGGAUAUCAUUGAGACUCGAGACUCAAUGACUACAGUUACGGUGAAGAAACAUCUAGCUGAGAAACUAAGUCUCGUCUUCACCAUGCUUCAUCAACUAGAAGGUGAUCUGGAAUCCAUAUAUGUUCCAAAACAAGGGGGAGAAGGUAUGUCACAAUCCAAGAAGGAAGACCCCAAACCUUCAGCCAAGCCCACUGUCAAAAGUGAAUCUGAGCCUAAAGGCAAAGAAAAACUUUACAGUUGA